Rotaria sordida is the source of this 2257-nucleotide messenger RNA. The record is from the annotation of a GenBank genome assembly. Lineage: Eukaryota; Metazoa; Rotifera; Eurotatoria; Philodinida; Philodinidae.
AAAUCAUCCGGAUUAUCAAUUAUUGCUUAAAGCACAAUCAGAAAUACAUUCAUUAGCUGAACAAAUUGAUCAAGUACAAAAAGAAGUUGGUUCAACUGACUUAACUAUUAAUAAUAAUUCAUUAGAAGUUGUUCAAGAUAUUAUUGAAAAUUUAACUGAUUUAGUCAAUGCUGAUCGUUAUUAUAUUCGUCAUGAUCUUGUUACACUUCAAUCACCAUCGGGAUUAAAAAAAGAUCGAUGUAUCUUUUUAUUUAAUGAUCUUAUUAUAAUAACAAUUUGUAAACGAAGAAGUUCAACUUUAACUAAAAAAACAGCUAAUUCAGUUAUUGUACAUUCUCCAUCUGGAAAACAAUAUAUUGAUAAUGCAAAACAUAAAUUAAUUAUGAAAAUUUCACUUGAAAGUGUUGAUCUUGCUGCAGAAAAUAUAAAAAAGAGAAAAUCAUCAGUGUCAACUCCUCCAUCAUUAAUUAAAUCAAAUUCAAGGGGAAGUAGGAAUUUUGAAAAACAUCGAAAUCUUGAAGAAGAUAUAAUUACUCUUCGACAAAUGACUAAUUUAGCUAAAACAAUAACUGUACCUCAUCAGCAAUUAGAUGAUUUAAUAAAAGAAACUCUUUAUAAUGUAAAUAAACAAUUAGUUGAUGAAACAACAUUAUCAACAACAAAUAUUCAAAAUUCAAAUCAAGAAUCAACAUUUACUUCUGAUAAUAUACAACAAAAAUCGAAUAAUAUUCAAUUAAUUAUACAUACAACAGAACGUACAGAAAUGAUUGAUGUCAUUUUUUCAUCAUCUGAAGAUAAAAUAACAUGGGAAAAAAGUUUUCUUGAAGCUAAAAAAAUCCUUUUUGAAGUUGCUGCUGGAAGAAGAAAUAUUAGUUUUCAACAAGUUCUUACUCUUCCAUAUACUCGACCAGGAAGUCAAUUUUCAUGUGGUCUUAUUCAUUCUUAUUCUGAUGAUUUAUGUCUAUGCUAUACUGAUGGUGAUAUUUAUUUCAUCGAUAUUCAGUCUAAUCUAACAUUAAAAAGUUCUCAUAGAAUUCCAAUAUCAGGAAUAAAUUGUAUUGGAUAUAUUCCAUCAAAUAAAAUUCAUCGAAGAGGAAAUUUAAUUAAAAAAGAUGAUGAUAAGAAUAAAUCAAAUAUAAUUUGUAAAGAAGAAUCAAAUGAUUAUGUUAAAAGGCGAACAAUUGAUUCAUUACUUGAAAUAGAUUCAAGUGAUGAUGAUGAUCAUAUUAAUAAUAAUGAUAUUAUAUCAUUUUAUGAUUUACCCUUUCAUUUAUCAGAAACUCAUUUAAAUAAUGAACAACCAGAUACAAGACAACCUACAAUAUGGUUAGGAACACGAGAUGGAAGUUUAUUUAUAUAUGAAUCUUCACAAAUAAUUAAAACAAUUGGAGGAAAAAAUCGAAUAUUUAAACAAUUAAAUUCUUCAAUACAUUCAAUAUUAUAUACUGAUAAUAAAGUAUUUCUUGCUUUAAAUCAUGGACAAUUAUGUAUUUUCAAACGAGAUAUAAAUGGUCGAUGGGAUUUUGAUUCUCCAAUAAUAAAAUCAAUUGAAGAUAAUUCGAGAAAAUCUGAUUAUAGAAAUGGAGAAAAUACUGAUCCAAUAUCAAUAUUAACAUUAGUUGCUGGAAAAUUAUGGUGUGCUAUACGAGAUAGAAUAUUUGUUGUUUGUCCAAAUUCAUUAAAUGUUCAACAUUCAUUUAUUGUUGAUGAUUGUCAUCGUCAUGUAUCAAUUAUAGCAACAGGUGGAUCAUCAAUGCAUCAUGUAUGGAUUGUAUCACAAGAUUCACAUGAAAUUCGUCUUUAUCAUGCAACACAUUUUGUUUGUUUAUUUGAAACAAGUAUUAGAACAGCUGUUAUACAAAAAUUACAAGCUUGUGAUGAUAUAAUUCGUGAUCAUAAAUUAGGUUGUCUUCAUAUAAGUACACUUCAUGUUUGUAAAGAAACAUUAUGGAUUGGUACAACUGCUGGAAUUAUUAUUUAUUUAACAAUACCACAAUUAAUUGAUUCAUUAUCACCAACUCAUUUUUAUAAAUUAACAUCCAAUUCUAUACAAUUAAAAGGUUUAACAUAUGGUCAUGCUGGACCUGUUAGAUUUAUAAUAUCAAUUGAUAAAAAUUUUAUUUCGGAUACAGAAGAAGGAACAAUUAUUAAAACAUUUGUUAUUACAAUUGGAGAUGGUUUUGAAGAUUAUCACAAUUAUGAUCAUACAUUAGGAAAAUAUGAUGCUAUAUCACAUAUUAUUCUUUGGAAAAUAUAA